UCUUCACAGUGGUCUUACCCUAUUAGCCAAGAGAGAGGCUGUCCUGAAGGUUGGACUCAGGUAGACUGUAGCUGUUUUCUCUUCCAAGAUGAGGAAAGGCAAUUUGCAGAUGCGGAGAGCGUCUGCAACAUUCUUGGUGGGAAUCUGGCCUCGGUCCACAGUGCUCUGGAAAAUGCCGUUAUUGUCCAGUUGAAUGCGGCAGGCACUUCUGAUUCCAGUUCAGACAUUUGGAUUGGACUCCACGAGGCAAUAGAGGAAGGCACCUUCUUCUGGACUGAUGACUCACCAGUUGAUUUCACUAACUUCAAAUCUGACAACGAUUCUGGAGACUGCCUUGCGAUUGAAAAUGAUGAUGUUCUCUGGGACAAAGACCCUUGCAGUGUGGAGAACAAGUUUGUUUGUGCCAGAGAAGCUGACCAACGUGAUCCUCCCUACAAGUCUACAAAUCUCUAAUCUAUUCGAAUCUAAUCGAAUCUGAACUAUAAUAAUGCCUUCCUCUGUAUCGUGAUGACUUGGCUAAGAUUAAAGUUCAAGUAAAAUUUG
Messenger RNA from Hippocampus zosterae (dwarf seahorse), 543 nucleotides. Its product is annotated as galactose-specific lectin nattectin-like. The transcript has 5 exons. The record is from RefSeq and is a predicted model, not a curated record. Gene Ontology annotation, molecular function: signaling receptor activity. NCBI's taxonomy places the organism in Eukaryota, Metazoa, Chordata, Actinopteri, Syngnathiformes, Syngnathidae. The annotation marks the transcript as partial.